UCGUGUUCAUUCUCGUGGUCAGACUGGGCUGCUGCGAGGAGCUGCUUCACUCCACAGCUGGAUUUACUCUCAUCAACAACAUCCUUCAGGUGCAUCAUCAUCAUCGCAGCAGCAAUGGACGCUCUCACGUUCUGAGUUACAGAAACAACUGAACGAUUUUCUCUCUCCUUGUGUGGAUUUUCACUGAAUGCUCUGCUUGUCAAUCUCACAUUGUGAGCUGUGUUGCUGGCAUUCCAGCUGCAUCUGUGUGCUUCCGGAAAACACUUGUUUCCAUUAUCUGUGUGUGGUGAGUGCCCCCUGCUGAAGGUUGAGUGGCAUGAGCGCGUGCGGGAGGAAGGCUCUGACCCUGCUCAGCAGUGUGUUUGCAGUAUGCAGUCUGGGGCUGCUGGGUAUCGCCGUCAGCACUGACUACUGGCUGUACCUGGAGGAGGGUGUCAUCCUGCCUCUGAACCAGAGCGCUGACAUACGCAUGUCCAUCCACUCUGGCCUCUGGAGAGUCUGUUUUCUGGCAGGUGAGGAGAGAGGGCGUUGCUUCACCAUCGAGUAUGUGAUGCCCAUGAGUGUUCAGCUGACCAGUGAGUCUACUGUCAGUGUCCUGAAGAUGAUUCGUUCGGCCACACCGUUCCCACUGGUCAGUUUGUUCUUUAUGUUCAUUGGUUUUGUGCUCAACAAUAUCGGACACAUUCGGCCCCAUCGCACCAUACUGGCGUUUGUCUCUGGAAUCUUCUUCAUCCUGUCAGGUCUGUCUCUGGUGGUUGGUUUGGUGCUCUACAUCUCCAGCAUAAAUGACGAGAUGUUCAGCAGGACCAAGAGUAAUGAGGCGUAUUUCAGCUAUAAGUAUGGCUGGUCGUUUGCGUUCGCUGCCAUUUCCUUCUUGCUCACUGAGAGUGCAGGCGUGAUGUCCGUCUACCUGUUCAUGAAGCGUUACACAGCGGAGGAAAUCUACCAGCCUCACCCCAGCUUCUACCGGCCGCGCUUGAGCAACUGCUCUGAUUACUCGGGUCAGUUCCUUCACCCCGACGCUAGGACGCGAGGACGCAGCCCGUCAGACAUCUCCAGCGACACCUCUCUCCAGAUGAAUGCCAGCUACCCUGCCCUGCUCAAGUGCCCUGACUACGACCAGGUGUCCUCCUCCCCCUGCUAAAGUUCAGUGUCCGGCGUCAGAACUGGGUUUUAAACAUAUAUGUGUGUAUUUGCCUUAUGAAAGGGAACAGACUGAUAGAAUGUAUGACUGUAAUUUUCCUGUUCUGUAGUGAGCUAAUGACUUUGUUCCAGCAGGUGGCAGUAUAGUAUUCUCAUCUGGAGUGAUUCACACAACUGCUAAGAUGAAUAAUCAUUGAAGUUUAAAGUGCCCCUAUUAUGGAUUUUUGAAAAUUACCUUUCAUGCAGUG
This is a messenger RNA of Sinocyclocheilus grahami, 1391 nucleotides long. RefSeq names its product calcium channel, voltage-dependent, gamma subunit 5b (gene cacng5b). Gene Ontology annotation, cellular component: AMPA glutamate receptor complex; postsynaptic density membrane. The transcript has 8 exons. Lineage: Eukaryota; Metazoa; Chordata; Actinopteri; Cypriniformes; Cyprinidae. Gene Ontology annotation, molecular function: voltage-gated calcium channel activity; channel regulator activity. The record is from RefSeq and is a predicted model, not a curated record. Bases 317 to 1144 code for a protein of 275 amino acids. Gene Ontology annotation, biological process: neurotransmitter receptor internalization; neurotransmitter receptor transport, postsynaptic endosome to lysosome; regulation of AMPA receptor activity.